This is a messenger RNA of Gasterosteus aculeatus aculeatus (three-spined stickleback), 1694 nucleotides long. RefSeq names its product glycosyltransferase 8 domain containing 2 (gene glt8d2). Gene Ontology annotation, molecular function: glycosyltransferase activity. The record is from RefSeq and is a predicted model, not a curated record. Gene Ontology annotation, cellular component: Golgi apparatus. NCBI's taxonomy places the organism in Eukaryota, Metazoa, Chordata, Actinopteri, Perciformes, Gasterosteidae.
AAUAGAGUAAAUGGAGUAAAUUCAUUGUUCACAUUUGGCCCUAAUCCCUUUCCGUAGAAUGUCUUAUCGCGGAAGCGAGAAUCACCGCCGAUACUAUGAAAUGCGGAGAGCGACUUAUCCAGAUUCUGGCUGGGUGACAACGAGGAAUCAGAGCCAUGGCGAAUAAGAUGAGUCCCAUCUGGAAGAGGGAAAGAAAAAAAAGGUGGGAGAGGAGACACAUUGUUGGCGAGGGUAAGCGAGGAUAAGUCUCACUCCUCAGUUUCACGACAUGGACCAUGAACACCAGGAAUGAGAAUGCCCACCUUCUUCUUUCCCGAUGUUGCUGGAAGCAUGGAUGAAACAUGAAUGUCCUGAGAAAAAUCAACCGGGUCCUCCUGGUGCUGCUGGUGCUGAUGGUGUGUCUCCUCCUCCACAGUACAGUGCUCAGAAAGUCCACUCGGCCCAAACUCUCAGAUCACCUGAAGGGCCUUGCAAGUGCAGCACAGGUUGCCGCAGUGAGAGAGCCAGAGGCGUACGAUGUCGUUCCCGUUGUGAUCUGUGCGUCGGAGGAGCGCAUCGGUGCAACCAUGGCGGUCAUCAAUAGCGUCUACAGCAACACAGAUGCCAGUCUGUUCUUCUACAUUGUCACUCUGCGCGAUGCCGUCAGACUGACAAGACAGUACAUAGUGAAGACUAAACUGAAAGGUAUCAAAUACAAGAUAUUGGAAUUCAACCCCAUGGUUCUGAAAGGAAAAGUGAAGCCAGAUUCGUCUCGACCCGAGCUGUUACAUCCGCUGAACUUUGUGCGCUUUUACCUGUCCAUGCUAGACAUCAAGCAUAAGAGGGUGAUCUACUUAGACGAUGACGUCAUUGUGCAGGGAGACAUCAAGGAUCUGUUUGAUAUAAAACUGAAGCCGGGUCAUGCUGCUGCUUUCUCCACUGACUGCGACCUGCCGUCCACACAUGAGAUGGUGGCAAGCAUCGGCAUGCAGACAACUUACAUGGGCUUCCUGGACUAUAGGAAGGAAGAAGUGAGAGACCUCGGCAUUGACCCGAGAAAAUGCUCUUUCAACCCCGGAGUUUUUGUGGCAGACGUCGCCGAAUGGAAGAAACAGAAGAUCACCAAGCAGUUGGAGAAAUGGAUGGAGGAGAAUGUCAGGCACAACAUAUACAGCAGUGCAAUGGCAGGAGGCGUGGCGACUCCACCCAUGCUAAUAGUGUUUCAUGACAAAUACACAACACUGGACCCGUUGUGGCACGUCAGGCACAUGGGCUGGAGUCCAGACGCCCACUAUUCAGAGAACUUCCUACAGGGGGCUCACCUGCUACACUGGAAUGGUCCUUUUAAACCAUGGCAUUAUCCUGCUGUUCACUUGGAUCUGUGGGAGAGGUGGUUUAUUCCAGACCCCUCCAGGAAGUUCUCCUUGGUACGACCCAAGAGUCACUACUGAGGCCCAAGGACACUCCAGUCUGAGGUGGACAUGAAGCAUGUGAAGUUCAGGAGGCGAAGAUGUGCUGCCAGGCCUAAUGAGAAUGUAAUGCUCAAUGUAUUUACCUACAAAUGCUAAAUAUACAAAAUAUGACUAUUCUGUUAUCUGCAUCAAGUGAACUGUAAAGAGAUUAGAAUGUUUUAAAUUGUAUAAAUCAAUCAAAUAGAGUGAUAAGAGUUUAGUGUCUUUCCAUGCAAACCUGAAAUACACUUUCAGAACUCUUAA